AUGCUAACGGCAAGAGCUCGCAACAUGGAACGAAUAUACCAAGACGUCGAGGGCGUGGUUUAUGUAGAUGCCGCGGAAUAUCGAAAUUGCAAGGGCAUGUCCGUCGUAGCGGUGGGCGCGGAUGGUGAGCCCCUCGUAAGCGGGACCGUGGCGACGGACAACCCCGAGACAGCGGAGGAGGCGGCCAUCGCACUAGCGGUGGCCUCCACCAAAGCUAAAAUUAUUAUGAGCGACUCGAAGAUCGCCAUCCGAAAUUUCGCAAAGGGGCGCAGCUCGUCAGAGGCGCUCAAAAUUUUAAGAACGUACGGUGACCAUCACCAACAGCGGCAACGCGGGACGAUCCAAAUUAUUUGGUCACCCGCGCACUCCUCGCUCCCAGGCAACGAGGCGGCUCACACGGUAGCUCGAGGUCUUACUCGCCGAGCCAGUGAGCCCGCCCAACCGGGAACGCGAGGAGACCGCAUGUCCACCUAUCCAGAAAUUACGAAUCACUAUCGACUGGGACGGGCCCGGUACCCACCGGCUCAAGCUGAACUCACUAAGAAGCAGGCGGUGGCCUGGAGCCUCCUCCAAACCAACAUGUACCCGAACCCGGUGGCCUGUAGCCGGUUCUACCCGGGACAAUUUGAAAAUACGUGUAAAUUCUGUAAGAAGAAGGCGGAUCUGCCACAUAUCUUAUGGGCAUGCUUUCGGGCGGCACCGACCAUUGAUGGCCGCAAAAUCCAAGACCCUGAGCAUUGGGAGGCCCUACUGCUCAGGUCAGACCCACAAGAUCAGGUCUGGGCGACCCGGCUAGCCGAAGAAGCCGCCGAGGUCCAGGGGAUCUCGGCCGUCUUCUAG
This is a messenger RNA of Ixodes scapularis (black-legged tick), 840 nucleotides long. RefSeq lists its product as uncharacterized. Gene Ontology annotation, molecular function: nucleic acid binding. The record is from RefSeq and is a predicted model, not a curated record. The coding region runs from base 1 to 840 and encodes 279 amino acids. The transcript has 3 exons. Lineage: Eukaryota; Metazoa; Arthropoda; Arachnida; Ixodida; Ixodidae.